This is a messenger RNA of Cloeon dipterum, 1904 nucleotides long. It is a transcript of the gene Arl8, whose product is annotated as ADP-ribosylation factor-like protein 8. The transcript has 4 exons. Gene Ontology annotation, biological process: anterograde axonal transport; protein transport. Bases 277 to 837 code for a protein of 186 amino acids. Gene Ontology annotation, molecular function: GTPase activity; GTP binding. Gene Ontology annotation, cellular component: lysosomal membrane. Lineage: Eukaryota; Metazoa; Arthropoda; Insecta; Ephemeroptera; Baetidae. The record is from RefSeq and is a predicted model, not a curated record.
CGUGAGUCAUCUGAUCGCCUGACUUCGAAAACCUCGGGACUCGGUGAUUCGGCGUCCACAGUUCUCGAAAUCUGUGCGUGUUUGUGUUCGAUUUUGACGAGCCAUAAGUUAGUGUGAAUGUUGAGCAGCUUCUCGCGAGUGUGACCUGCUUUAAACCUUGGAGCCCGAGGCGGAUUUGAGCUGUCCAGAGGCUAGCGAGAGCCUGAUUUUGAGGAGGACCCCGGUCGGUCACUCCCCUUUUUCGCUGACCAAAAGACUUUCCGCAGUUUUCCAAAGAUGAUCGCAAUCAUCAACCGAAUCUUGGACUGGUUCAAGAGCCUCUUCUGGAAAGAGGAGAUGGAGCUAACCUUGGUGGGCCUGCAGUACUCUGGCAAAACCACCUUUGUCAAUGUUAUCGCCUCCGGCCAAUUCAGCGAGGACAUGAUCCCCACCGUAGGCUUUAACAUGCGUAAAAUCACGAAAGGCAAUGUGACCAUCAAGGUCUGGGACAUUGGUGGACAGCCGCGUUUCAGAUCGAUGUGGGAACGUUACUGCAGAGGCGUAAAUGCCAUUGUAUAUAUGGUAGACGCUGCCGACUCAGAAAAAAUUGAGGCUUCUAGAAAUGAGCUGCAUAAUUUGCUGGACAAGCCACAGCUGGCAGGAAUUCCUGUCCUUGUUCUCGGCAAUAAGAGGGACUUGCCACACGCCCUUGACGAAAAUGGACUAAUUGAAAGAAUGAACUUGUCGGCAAUUCAAGACCGCGAAAUUUGCUGCUACUCAAUAUCGUGCAAGGAAAAAGACAACAUUGACAUCACGCUACAGUGGCUCAUCGCACAUUCCAAAUCGGGAGGACGCUAGAUGGAUUAAAUUUAAUAUUCUUUGAGCAUUGGCCCCAUGAGUGGUCGGCAGAUAUAAAUUUGUUGCUCUCUUUUCUAUCUACCUUUCUCCUUCUGCACAUGAUGAGGAAACGCAACUUCCACUUGGGUGUUUCAUUGCCUUGGGAGGCUGUUUCUGAUGGGGGGAAUAAAGAAAAUAAUUGGAUCUCCUCUCAUAUCGAGUGCCAUUUUUACGAGAAAUCUUUUGCAAAAAAGCAGUGUUGUAGGGAUUAUUAUCAAGUUAAAACACAAAACAUGCAUUAAAUACAAAUACUAUAUCAAACGAGUGGAUCAGACCUUGGUGCUUGGGGCUUUUCAAAUGGCAACAGGUUUGUUUGUUAGUUCCUCUCUUAAAGAGAACAUUUGACUCACAAAAAGUCAAAUCCUAAGACCAAUGUUGUUAAAUCUGUUCAGUUCGUUUUCUGUGUCGCAGACGGAUUCUGUGAUAUGAUUUAUGCCCAUCAAUGUAUAUGCGAUGAUUUUUAGAGGAAUGAAAAUUAUUUGGCUCUGUUGCUCAAAUAUUUUUGUAUCGAUAUUCUUGAUUUAAGUCCGUCGUCCACUAAGUUAAUUCGUUGAUUCAACGGAAAGCGCACUCACCUCCCGCUUGAUUGCACCUUUCUAUCUGAUUAAUAGAUAUAUUUUGUAUUUAUAUCUGUCUGAAUAUUUUUUCUCCCGCCUCAAUCGAAUAUUCUUACUUACAUUGUACACAAUGAAGCUGUUGUAUAGAUGUAUUUAUUAACCUGCAUCUAAAAGAGAAAAGUGUAAAGUAAUGGACAACCAAACAACCAACUCAUUAUUAUUGUAAUUAAUUAAUAUUAUUGAUAUGUAUCACAUCCGAGUAAGAGGAUUCGCGACGAGUUAAUAAAUGUAUCGAGAGAAUGCAUUGCAAUUCUCUCUCAUCUUAAAACAAAGCGUUAUUGUUCUAUUAGUGAUCAAAAAUUUUAAAAUAACCCAAUAGCGCGUAACUAUUAUGAAAAAGAAAACACAUGAAUGAGAUGAAUGGGUUGGAGACGUAUGUCUAAAUAAAUUCAUUGCAUACUGAUGACAAAA